GAACUCUUUCCCGCUUCGCGCUGCUUUCCUUCCCGCAGGCUCGUCGGAGCCGCGGGGCUGUGAGGUCGCCGGGACGUUUCCCGAGAGAAACUUCGGCCCUUCCCAUCAUGGCGGCGCGGCAGCUCCCCUCACGCCGUGCGUCCUCCCCUCCCCCCUCGGCCUGGUGGUGGUGGUGCUGCCGCCGCCGCUGGACUCGAGUGCCGCCUGCCCGCCUGUGGUAGGCCCGUGUGGAAGCGCGCGCCUUCCUGCUUUUCCCGCUCCCGCCACUGCGGCGGCGGCGGCGACGACGACGCCUCAGCCGGGCCCCCCUCAGUGCCGCGCCCGUUUCUCUCAGCCGGGCGCGGAAGGCCCGAGGGGGGGUGGGGGCGCGCGUCCGCUCCUUCCCUUCCUCCCGCGCUCCCGCGUGUGCGGGUCUCCCGCGCCCAGCCGCCGCAGCCGCCCUCCUCCUGCUCCUGCUCCUCCUCGUCGCCGCUUCCCGCCGAGGCGGCUCCACGGCGCAGGCCCGCUGGAGCGCAGCCGCUCUGAGUAGCUAUUGAUGGAGGAACACACGGUGACCCAGACGGAGCACAUGGCCACCAUUGAGGCCCAUGCGGUGGCCCAGCAGGUGCAGCAGGUCCAUGUGGCUACCUACACGGAGCACAGCAUGCUCAGUGCAGAUGAAGACUCGCCAUCUUCUCCUGAAGACACCUCCUACGAUGACUCGGACAUUCUCAACUCCACGGCUACCGAUGAGGUGACUGCCCACCUGGCCGCGGCUGGCCCAGUGGGAAUGGCAGCUGCCGCUGCCGUGGCAACGGGUAAAAAAAGGAAACGCCCUCACAUUUUCGAGUCCAACCCCUCGAUCCGCAAGAGGCAGCAGACACGUUUGUUACGGAAGCUUCGCGCCACGCUGGACGAAUACACCACCCGCGUAGGGCAGCAGGCCAUCGUCUUGUGCAUUUCGCCUUCCAAGCCCAACCCUGUUUUUAAAGUGUUUGGUGCGGCACCACUAGAGAAUGUGGUGCGCAAGUACAAGAGCAUGAUCCUGGAAGACCUGGAGUCAGCCCUGUUGGAACACGCACCUGCGCCACAAGAGGUUAACUCCGAGCUGCCGCCUCUAACCAUUGAUGGGAUUCCAGUCUCUGUGGACAAGAUGACCCAGGCACAGCUACGGGCCUUCAUCCCUGAAAUGCUGAAAUACUCAACGGGUCGUGGGAAGCCAGGCUGGGGAAAGGAGAGCUGCAAACCAGUUUGGUGGCCCGAAGAUAUCCCGUGGGCCAAUGUCCGCAGUGACGUCCGGACAGAGGAGCAGAAGCAGAGGGUGUGUGUUGAUGAAUGUCCUCUUCCUUCAGCAAAGGGCUCUUCCUUGGUGUCUUGGACUCAGGCACUGCGGACUAUUGUGAAGAACUGCUACAAACAGCAUGGCCGUGAGGACCUGUUGUACGCUUUUGAGGAUCAGCAGACACAGCCUGCAACAGCCACACACAGUAUAGCACAUCUGGUACCAUCCCAAACAGUGGUCCAGACAUUCAGCAAUCCUGACGGCACAGUCUCUCUCAUCCAGGUUGGCACAGGAGCUACGGUGGCCACCUUGGCAGAUGCCUCUGAAUUGCCUACCACUGUCACAGUCGCACAAGUCAACUACUCUGCAGUAACUGACGGAGAGGUGGAGCAGAACUGGGCAACGCUACAGGGGGGAGAGAUGACCAUCCAGACAACACAGGCCUCAGAAGCCACGCAGGCAGUGGCGUCCCUGGCAGAAGCCGCAGUGGCGGCAUCGCAAGAGAUGCAGCAAGGCGCAACAGUCACCAUGGCCCUCAACAGUGAAGCGGCUGCCCAUGCUGUAGCCACGCUUGCGGAAGCCACCCUUCAAGGUGGAGGGCAAAUUGUCUUGUCCGGCGAAACUGCAGCAGCUGUGGGUGCACUCACCGGGGUUCAAGAUGCGAAUGGGCUCGUCCAGAUCCCCGUGAGUAUGUACCAGACGGUGGUAACCAGCCUUGCACAGGGGAAUGGCCCUGUCCAGGUCGCCAUGGCGCCCGUGGCCGCACGGAUAACAGACAGCACCGUCACCAUGGACGGCCAGGCGGUGGAAGUUGUGACGUUGGAACAGUGAUGGCAAAGCGGCAGGAUCAUGAUGCUGCAGCUUCCUCCUCUCUUGUGCAAAUAGUUUUUUCUACGCCUCUGUGGAGAUGCAAUCAGGUGGCAUUUGAGUCUUGCAGAUUUGGAAGCGAAAGAUUUUGUUAACAAAAAGGGGGGGAAUGGAGAGAGCAAAGGGGGGUAUAUUGGAGCAUGGCCUUACAGUGCCUCUCUGGCCUUGCGAGACUGAGAAGGCCUGACUGGGACAGGCUAAGCCAAGCCUUCCUCUCCCACUGCAUGGACCACCCUUCCUUAAAGGCGGGUUGAGAUCUGAACGGGUUUAUUGCCCUCCCUUCUCAGGGCUGGGGGUCCAUGGUAGGACUCCCUGCAGACUUUCAUGGCCCCAGCCUUGCAGAGGCUCCCAGAGGCCAGGCUCUUCUGCUGUCCUUGUGUUGAGAAUUAGGUGUCAUUUUAACAUGAACGUACAUUUAAAAAAAGAGAGAGCAAGGUUUGAAAAGACAAAUUGGGAAAAGACUACUUUUUUUCCUUGAGAAGGCAUUAAAAGAGUAAGAAUCUCCUGGAGGAGAUGGCGAGGGCUGUGAUCUAUUGACUCUGGAUCCCAUAAGGAAGGGAAGGGCCUUCCUUCCUUCCAUAGCUCUUUGGUGACCUGUCGAAGCAGAUCCUGCCCUCCCUCCUUCCUUUUUAAGUCCACACUUGAAGCUCCCCCACCCCAAAACCUUUUCCUUUCCCCACGGAUAAAUUUUGCUUGCAUUUUUUAAGAACCUCUUUCCUUGGAAUGACACGCUCAGAAAGGCGUAAGGGAGCCAUGAAGGAAGGGCCCUGAGGGUGUUGGACAGGGACACAGACAACACUUCUGCCCACCUUCCCUGGCUGUCCACUGGACCCUCUUUGGCCUCGUGGCUGAGAUAUUGGCCGUUGGCUAUUGGUGGCAGGUUCUGGUGAGGGACUUCUGGGUCAUAAGCCAGAUAUUUCCCCCCUCCGCCCUUCUAACGCCUGCACUUGCUCCAUGAAACUGCAAACUGCUCUUUCCAACACCACAUCAGCCAUUCUCACUUUGAUUUCCUUUUUGUCACAUCGCACCCUGUACAGCUGCUCAGCCUGGCCAGAAACCUGUCCAAUAUCCCCCUUCUCACUAGGUGGGCCAUUCAGACUAUCUCAAGCCCACCACACAAGCCCAACAGUGCACAUCCCUUCCCAUUGCCAAGGAGGCAUCUGUGCACCUUGGUCAGCAGCUCAACAUCAAGUGCCAGCAGCUCUUUGUGCUGCGCACAGGCGCAUGAUCAAGUGUCGUGAAGUGAUGUAGGUUGCAAGGCUGGGCACCAGCAGUCACUAUACAGAGUAGGUCAAUGGAAAGGUGAUGGCCCCAGGAAGGUGGCCCAGAGGGUGGGCUGUCCCGUCCCACAGCUGUGUUGAGCAGCCUCUCCCCAGGACGUUUUCAGUAGCUGAUUUUUACUUGGCUCACACUGGCCCCUCGCUAAGCAAAACUCUGUCAUUGCCACACAGAUGGGGAUCACCCUCUUUUCUUAAUGCAGUGCCCCCUCCAACUGGGACAGCGCACCGUGUUUCAUUUUACUCCUUGUUUCAUUUUAUGCAGUCAUUUCCACACUUCUCCAUGGCCGUCUCAACCUUUUGAGGCAGGACUUUGCUUUUUCGAGGUUCUUGUAUUUAACUUCAGCUUUUUUUUAAUGGAAAAUCUCAAAUGUAUACUCCCCUCAUCCACCCUACCCCUGGACUUAAAUUGAGGGGAGGGAAUUCUUCCCAUAGAAACAAAACCCAGGUCUCCAAUUUAAUUUUUAAAAAAAUAUUAUUUUUUAUUAUUGUCGUCGUGAAGAUGUCAGGUGUGACUUUAAAGUCAAUGUUCCUUUUUUUGGCAAUGGAAUAACGUUCUGAUAGACUGAGACAUUACUCCCCAAGACCCAAAGAAAAACCGUCCUCGUUUCCAGCCGCCGCCCCCCCCUCCUGUAGCAGAGCAUGGAAGUUCCUGCUGUUUUCCCCAAUUCUGUCUAUUGCCUCAUUCAAUAAAUUGUUACAGACGUGUCUAUAA
Molecule: messenger RNA, 4120 nt
Organism: Rhineura floridana
Lineage: Eukaryota; Metazoa; Chordata; Lepidosauria; Squamata; Rhineuridae
Gene: NRF1
Product: nuclear respiratory factor 1
Exons: 11
Coding region: 536-2092 (518 amino acids)
Biological process (GO): regulation of transcription by RNA polymerase II
Cellular component (GO): nucleus
Molecular function (GO): RNA polymerase II cis-regulatory region sequence-specific DNA binding; DNA-binding transcription factor activity, RNA polymerase II-specific
Source: RefSeq, a predicted model, not a curated record